CUCAUUUUCAAUGCUGACCUGGCCAAGAAGGCAGCAACAUAGCUUGCAUAUUUUCUUCUUACUUGCGCACCUGUGUGUUAUCAGCCUUCAAGAGGUAUUUGUCUAUGUGUUGGCCCUACCCUUUAUUUUAUUUGUUGUCUUAGCGGCUAGUCUUGGAUACUUUGACUUUAGACUUUUUAAAGUUGGGACGUGAGAAGUAAUGCAGCAAGAUUCUUGUUCUGGCAUCAACUGCAGCAACAUAAGUGGAAUUUCUCAAAAACAAAAUGGCUCGAUCAGCUUGUGCAUCGGAACUCAGGAUUGCAAUAUUUGGAAAAGAUCCAAAUGAAAAGACAACACUAAGUAACUUCAUUACUGGAAAAAAAGACAGUUCUUCAAAAAUGUCAAAGCAAUUAAACGUCCAAGGAGAAUGGAGGAAAAAACCUUUCAAAGUUCUGAAAAAUGCAGACGUCUUCAGUCAGCCUGUAGAUAAAGUUAAACACGGGUUAAAGACAUGUGUGUUUAAUUGCCCCCCUGGACCAAAUGUUCUGCUACUGUUAGUGAACCCUUCUGAUUUUACUGAGGAGGAUAGGCAACAAAUCAAGUUCUUCAUGAACUUCUUUGGACCAGAUGCUUUUAAAUACGCAAUGGUUAUCAUAACACACAAUUGUGGGCUAGGGAAUCCUUCAGUUAAUCAACUCAUCCAAGACUGUGAACAAAGGCAACAUAUAAUGGACUUUGAUGAAGAUGAUUUUCCUGAGUAUGAUCACCAAGAACUGAUGGAGAAAAUGGAGAACAUAGUGGAUGAAAACAGGGGACAAUUUUUAACCUACACUGAAGACACAGGUCCCGUGGGAGCACCUGAAUGCACGAAACCACCUCUAAACCUGGUUUUGUGUGGGAGACAUGGAGGCUGGAAGGCUUCAGCAUCCAAUGCUCUUCUGGGAGAAAGAAAGUUUGGUCCACAUGUUGAAUCAUCAGAGUGUGUUAAAAGGCAGGUUACCCUGGUGGAGCUGCCUGCCUUGUCUGGAAAACCUCAGGAGGCAAGAAAGAAAGAAGCAUUGGAGAGCAUCUCCCUCUGUGAUCCUGAGGGCGUCCAUUGCUUUGUCCUGGUCCUGCCUUUAGAACCCCCAAGUGAGGAAGACAAGAAAGAGCUAGAGACCAUCCGAAACACGUUCAGCGAUAGGAUCAAUGAUUUUACCAUGAUUCUUUUCCUUUCUGAUGCAAAUAAUAAUAAUGUUAGGAGGUUUCUAAACGAAAACAGAGACAUCCAACAACUCCUUCUGACCUUUGGUGGGAAAUAUACUUUCUGCAACAUUAAGAACAAGCAGUCAGUGUCUGAGGUUUUACUUUCUUUGGAAAAUAUGAGAGCUGUUGGAUCCAGUGGCUUCACAAAAGGGAUGCUUCCUAAGCUUGUAAGACGUGCAACAAAUGCGGAGCAAUAUAAAAGUCCCAGUAACUUUCAAAGGAUGACUCCGAAUAGAGCAUCUGUUGCAAUAGGGACACAUGGAGAAUUGUUCAAGCAGGUUCAGGAGAAACAGCCUCCCAAGCCUCCAAUUGUGCAGCAUAGACACAGGACUCGUGCAGACUGUCUCAGGAUGAUGCUGAUUGGGAAAACUGGCUGUGGAAAAAGUGCCACUGGGAACACUAUUUUGGGCAAAGAAUGCUUUACUUCGAAGAUUGCUCAAAAGUCAGUAACCAAGCAUUGCCAAAAAGGAACAGGAGAGAUUGACGGGCGCUCUGUCGCUGUGGUCGACACCCCCGGUUUGUUCGACACAGCUCUGUCAGAUGAUGAAGUUCAACGUGAGUUUGUGAAAUGCAUCAGCAUGAUGUCUCCUGGACCUCAUGUGUUCUUACUGGUGCUGCGGAUCGGCCGAUUUACACAAGAGGAAAAGGACACUGUGGAACUGAUCAAGGGUUUUUUUGGCAAGCAAGCAGAAGAUUUCAUCAUUGUUUUAUUCACCAGAGGUGAUGAACUUGAAGACCAGAGAAUUGAGAGUUACAUACAAGAAGAUGAAGAUAACUCCUUAACAAGACUGAUAACUGAAUGCGGAGAAAGAUACCAUGUCUUCAAUAACAAAGAUCGACAGAAUCGUACUCAAGUCAGCCAACUCCUGACCAAAGUUGAGUCAAUGAUAAGGAAAAAUGGCGAGGGCUACUACACCUCAGAUUUGUGGGACCUAGGAAGAAAACAUCAAGAAGAAAUGCCAGAAAAGGAAAGAAACUUAAAAAAGGAAAAAUCGAAACUGGAUCAAGAAAUAGAGAGAGUCAAAGAAAAGGAGAUAGAGAUGGAGCAGAGGAAGAGGACAUUCGAAAGGGAAAGGAGAGAAGAGCAGGAAAGGAGCAAGAAAAUGCAAGAGGAAUUCAAAAAACUGUGGAAGCAAAAGCUUAAAUCUCUGGAAAAAAAAGAUCUCAAAGUCUACGAAGAAAAAAUUGCCCGAGAGGAAGAAAACAAGGACGAACAAUAUCAGGAAGGUGAUAUAAUCGGAAGUGAAUAUGAGGACAUUGAGGAAAAAGGAAGGCAAGAAAUAAUGAAGAAAAAUGAAGACAAAACAUUCAGAAAGGUGCUUGAUGACAAGAAAGAAAAGGAAAUGGAGGAUCUGAAGCAGCAACAAUACAACAAUGACGUGAUGAUUAUGCUGCUUAGUAGGAACAAAGUUUACGGGAGAGACCUAAAGAAAUUGAAGAAAAAACAAGAAGAAGAAAUGAAUGAGUUGAAGUUGAAACAUGUUUUGCACAACAGAGAACAUAAACAAAUCAGUGACCUAGAGAAAACACAUGAAAGGCAAUUAAAUAACUGGAUAGAGGAACAUUUCAAGAAAGCAGUCAAAGACAAGGGAUGUAACAUUUUAUGAGAUGUUUUUGCAAUGCUCCUCCAUUGGCAUACCUGACACAGACAAGACAGGCAGACAAAUACAGCUGUAAAACACAAAUAAAAUGGCACAUUAGCCAGUCAAUAUGCGAAGUAAAACAAAAUAUUAAAAAUGGCAACAUUUUAAACGAUUUUUUGGAUAUACGAGCAUAUGUUCUACUUAAUAUCAAGAGCUCUAUUCUAAAAACCUGUACUCAUGUCCGUAACCCUUGCAUUGUUCUAGACCCCACUCUCUCCAUACUCUGCGCUUUUACCACAACAUGAAAACUGCCUUCUUGCACUCAAGCAACAUUGCCCGUAUCCAACCCUUUAUGUCCUUCACAGCUGAAACUGAGAGCUAUGCAUUCAUUACAUCCAGACUUGAUGCAACAGCAUUCGAUGUUUUACCUGCUUACAUUCUAAAAAAACUAAAUGAUAUCCAAAUCUCUACUGCCUGCAUUCUCAGUUCCAACCGCUGUUCUUUUCCCCUAUCCUCCAUGACCUCCACUGGCUGCCGAUCAUAUACAGGAUUGACUCUAAAAUAUUACUCACAGCAAAGCCAUCAACAACCUUGCCUGUGGCUAAAAAUUGAUGCAUCAAGAUCACAUAUAUUUUUUUGUUACACUAGGAAUGUCUAUUUGUUAGCUCACAAAGUAAAUAUUUUUGUGUUAUUCUUUUGUUCAGUCAUGUUUAUAAUAACAGACAGUUCUUACUGCUUUCACUUCAAUAUAUGAAAGUAUACAUCCCUUAUUUACUCAUUUAUAAUGUGGAUUCUCCGCACAAUGUGUUUUUUUAUUGAUUAUGUUGCGUUGUUUUUGUGCUAUUUUGUUUUUUUGAUUUGUGUUUUGUGUACGGCGACCUUGAGAGCCUUGAAAGGCGCCUUUAUAAAUAAAAUGGAUUAUGAUUAUUAUUAUUAAUAUGCAAAUAUACUGUUUUGUUACCUGUACACACUUUAACAUCAGGGAAAAUGUUUCAUAAAUAUUUGAAUUGUAACAUUUGUUUUCCAAGAGCUGAUGCACAAACAUCUAUAAGCAUGUUUUACAAAGUACUAUGAUGUUGUUCGGAUUUUACUACACAAUAUUUGAAAAUGAUUUCUUAUUACAUUUACAGAGGGUAAUGAAUACUUACUAAUGUGGUGUACAUAAAUGUGGCAGAGCUGCAGCUUACUUGUUGAAUAAUUGGAUUACAUUUGCUGCACUUAUUUUUUAAUAUCCGCUGCCACUGUUGCCUAUUCUUUGGGUAAAAACACAGGUUUUUUUUUAGGUGUCAUAUUUCAUUAUAAAGGUUUAUUGUCUUUAAGUGCGUGCCGGGUAUAUGAACAUACUG
Molecule: messenger RNA, 4153 nt
Organism: Trematomus bernacchii (emerald rockcod)
Lineage: Eukaryota; Metazoa; Chordata; Actinopteri; Perciformes; Nototheniidae
Product: GTPase IMAP family member 8-like
Exons: 4
Coding region: 264-2831 (855 amino acids)
Molecular function (GO): GTP binding
Source: RefSeq, a predicted model, not a curated record